Emiliania huxleyi CCMP1516 is the source of this 1150-nucleotide messenger RNA. RefSeq lists its product as hypothetical. The record is from RefSeq and is a predicted model, not a curated record. The transcript has 5 exons. Lineage: Eukaryota; Haptophyta; Isochrysidales; Noelaerhabdaceae. Gene Ontology annotation, biological process: lipid biosynthetic process. Gene Ontology annotation, molecular function: iron ion binding; oxidoreductase activity. The coding region runs from base 6 to 980 and encodes 324 amino acids.
CCGGAAUGCCCAGCCACACUCCACUGCUGCAGGUCCUCCUCGGACCUGCGCUCUUGCACGCGGGCAUAGCGCCCGAGACACUUUCCUUCGUUUUUGGCAGCGAGGGAUCCCUCCUCUCGGAUCUGUGCGGGCGGCUCGUCUGCUGGUGCGCCUUUUAUGCGCUGAUCCACAUCUUCUACCACAUCUUUGCUCCGGGCGUUCGGGCCUUCUGCGAGAGGUGGUACCCCGACGCACCGACGAGUGCCGUGCCGCAGAAGCUGGUCGACAAUAUGAUCGAGGUGUCGCACGCGGCCUUCCCGCUGUACGUGACGGUGCCGCUGCUGACCGACUUCUUCCAGGUGAAGGGCUGGUCGCAGGCGUGCGGUGGCAUCGACGACUGCGGCGGGCCGGCGCGUGCGCUGCUCGGCUGCGCCGCCUACUUUCUGCUGCUCGAGUUCAUCAUCUUCGUGGACCACUACUACCUGCUGCACAAGUGGAGCGUGGGGAAGCGGCUCGGCCAGCACGCCUUCCACCACGUGUACAAGUACGCCGACCAGCUGAACGCGUACUCUGGGUACUCGUUCGCGCCGCAGGACGGCUGGUCGCAGGGGAUGGCUCUGCCGCUCGCGACGCUGCUGGUGCCUGUGCCGAUCGGGUUCGUGUACCUGAUGGAGGUGCUCACGGGGCUGUGGACGCUCUACAUCCACACGGACCUCUUCCCGCUGCCCUGGCCCUUCAUGGGAUGCGACUACCACUACAUCCACCACCGAUACAACUGGUACAACUUUGGCUUCAUGACUCUCCUCUUCGACUCCCUCUUCCGCACCGUCAAGCACCCGCGGCACGACGCUCUCGCCCUCUCGCGCGGCGAGCUGCCGAUGCCAAAGCUCGACCUGCUCCGCUCCGCAGAGCUCUCCUCGGCCAUCCUCGCAAAGAGGGGACGUGAGGCGCUGCAGAGCGACGACGCGAGCGAGAGCGCCGCGGCGCGCAAGGCCGAGUAGCGGCCGGGCGCGAGUGCGCCCGCGACUGUGCCUCAGGCCUUCUGAUCUGCAUCUGGUAUGACCAGCCUCAGCUGUUUCACCCCCCGCGCGCGCAGCAUGUACACCGCUGCGCGUUUGUUGGGUAGAGUUACGCGUCAACAGUGCCAUGCCCGAGUGCAAAGAAAAGAAAG